UAUUCAAAGCGAGUCUUUAAUGUGCGCGUACGAGGGAAGCGCCUGAGCUAGUCGGAUCGCCAGACGGAACCCCCCCCCCCCCCAGCCCCCUCCACGGCGAUUUCAGGCUUCGCUACGCUGUCCUUCUCGGGUGCAUUUUACCCCCUUUAACUUCGUGUUUUGCCUGCUUUCAACAUGACAGAAGAGGAGAAGGUUCGGCAUGUAAAGCUGGUUACUGACCAGCUUCUGUGGGAUUUGAUGUCGUCUCUAGAUCGGCUCGACUGAAGAUGGAAACACUGGAGUCGGAGCUGACCUGCCCGAUCUGCCUGGAACUGUUUGAAGACCCCCUGCUUCUUCCCUGCGCCCACAGCCUGUGCUUCAACUGUGCCCACCGCAUCCUGGUGUCCCACUGCUCCAGCAACGAGCCCGUCGAGUCCAUCUCCGCCUUCCAGUGCCCCACGUGUCGCUACGUCAUUACUCUGAACCAUCGCGGCCUGGAGGGCCUCAAGCGCAAUGUGACACUGCAGAACAUCAUUGACCGCUUCCAGAAGGCCUCCGUGAGCGGCCCCAAUUCCCCCAGCGAGAGCCGGAGGCUUCGGCCGUACGGCACUGCCGCUCGUGGUAGUCCGGCCAGCGCCAUGUCCCUGGAGCGAGUCGGCUGCCAGUUCUGCGAGCAGGACCCGCCCCGCGAGGCGGUCAAAACCUGCGUGACAUGCGAGGUGUCCUACUGCGACCGCUGCCUGCGCGCCACGCACCCCAACAAGAAGCCGUUCACCAGCCAUCGGCUGGUGGAGCCCGUGCCCGACGCGCACCUCCGCGGUCUCACCUGCCUGGAGCAUGAGAACGAAAAGGUCAACAUGUACUGUGUGGUGGACGACCAGCUCAUCUGUGCCCUCUGUAAGCUGGUGGGCCGCCACCGAGACCACCAGGUGUCCUCCCUGAGCGAGCGCUUCGACAAGCUCAAGGCUUUUCAAGUGAGCCCUGGCAGACUAUCUGAAGCGGUUAUCAUGGAGGCAUCAAAGACGAGCGCUGCGCAAACUCUAGAGAACAACCUGACCAACCUGGUGAAGAGGAACAGUGAGCUGGAGAACCAGAUGGCCAAGCUCAUCCAGAUCUGCCAACAGGUGGAGGUAAAUACUGCCAUGCACGAAGCCAAGCUGGUGGAGGAGUGUGACGAGCUGGUGGAGAUCAUCCGGCAGAGGAAGCAGGUCAUCGCCGUCAAGAUAAAGGAGUCCAAGGUGAUGAAACUGCGCAAGCUGGCGCAGCAGAUCGCCAACUGCCGGCAGUGCCUGGAGCGCUCCAGCGUCCUGAUCACGCAGGCCGAGCACAGCCUGAAGGAGAACGACCACGCCCGCUUCCUGCAGACCGCCAGGAGCGUCGCCGAGAGGGUCGCGAUGGCAACGGCAUCUUCCCAGGUCUUGAUCCCAGACGUCAACCUCAAUGACGCCUUCGACACUUUUGCUCUGGAUUUCUCCAGGGAGAAGAAGAUUCUGGAAGGCCUGGAUUACUUAACAGCUCCGAACCCUCCUGCCAUACGGGACGAGCUCUGCACAGCCUCUCACGACACCAUCACUGUCCACUGGUCUUCCGAGGAUGAGUUCAGCGUCAUCUCCUACGAGCUGCAAUACACCAUCUACACGGGCCAGGCCAACUUUAUCAGUCUGUAUAACUCAGUGGACAGCUGGAUGAUCGUGCCCAACAUCAAGCAGAAUCACUACACGGUGCACGGCCUGCAGAGCGGAACCCGCUACGUCUUCUUCGUCAAGGCCAUCAACCAGGCGGGCAGCCGCAACAGCGAGCCGGCGCGGCUCAAGACCAACAGUCAGCCCUUCAAGCUGGAUCCAAAGACGGCCCACAAGAAGCUGCGGCUCUCCAACGACUGCUUGACGAUGGAGAAGGACGAGAGCUCCCUGAAGAAGAGUCACACGCCCGAGCGCUUCAGCGGCACCGGCUCCUACGGCGCCGCCGGCAACGUCUUCAUUGACAGCGGCUGCCACUACUGGGAGGUGCUGGUGGGGGCGUCCAGCUGGUAUGCAGUGGGUGUGGCCUACAAGUCAGCCCCGAAGAACGAGUGGAGCGGAAAGAACUCCUCGUCGUGGGUGUUUUCGCGGUGCAACAACAACUUCAUGGUGCGUCACAACAGUAAGGAGAUGUUGGUGGAGGCCAGCCUGCAGCUGCGCCGUCUGGGUGUCCUGCUGGACUAUGACAACAACGCACUGUCCUUCUACGACGCCAUGAACUCGCAGCACCUGCACACCUUUGACGUUUCCUUCUUGCUCCCUGUGGUGCCCACCUUCAUGAUUUGGAACAAGUCCCUGAUGAUCCUGUCCGGCCUGCCCGUACCGGACUUUGUGGACUGUCCCGAACAGCAGGAGGGCGUGUGUCGGCCUCAGGAGUCACCCUACGUAUCUGGCCUGAAGGGCUGUCACUGAGAGACCCCUCCUUCGCCCACCCCCCCCCCACCCCCCAACCCAAUGGCUCCACAUCCAUUGCAUUUCAUUGUCCUUCUCCACCUUUACUUCCCCGGGACUUUACUUAAGUUUAAGGAGACCUGUUGCUUCUAAAAGCUCAGAUUACAGAUAACGAUAAUGACUACUAAGUCUUGUAAAAUAAGGAAUUACUGAUCAUUUUAAAGACAAAAAAUGUAUAUUUAUGAGUAAUAAGUCUGUUUGAUUUGUCAAUUUUAAUGUAUUUAUAAUGCACUUUUCAGAAAUCUUUCAUUUCCCCAUCAUUUAAAAAGGCAAAAACACUGGGAAUGGGUUGAAUUUGCCAAGCAUAGCAGUAUCUGGAGGACUUUCCUUACACAGAGAAGGUAUAUGAUGUUACUGCUACUUUUUUAAACUUUUUUAAUUUGGAAUUUAGACAUCAAUGCAUGUUUUUGUUUAUUUUCUAUUCCUGCCCUUAGUUCCGUAUGUUAAUGAAAACUAUGAUGGCACCAUAAACACAAGCAUGAUCUGCUACAACUGCUGCCAAUCAACUGCAGUAUGUUCAUUAUGCUGAUUUAAUUUACUCAAAAACCAGCGCUCCCAUUUGGUUUAGACAUUGCCGUACACCAGUCACUUUUUCCCAGUGGGGUGUGAGCUGCCACUCAGUGGCCAUCCCCAGUACGGCAUAAUCACUGUUUGUCCUUCACUGGAACCUGCUAAUUAGCUGGGCAGCCCUUCAAAACAGGCUCUCAGUUGUCGCAUCAAUCCUCAUGCCUCUCCACUCGAUCUGAAACGGUCUGUCUUCCAUAUGAGCCAUUCUGCAAUCCCUAUCCCCCUUCUUUUCCGCAAAUAAGAGAGACACUGAAUGCAUCUGUGACCUCCACAGCAAUAUUAUGUCUUCAGUCCAUGUCGGGAUCAUCUCCAUCAGGCCAUCUCUGUCUUUCCAUUUAUAUAUCGGUGAUAUUUUAGUCUCAGCUUUUUGUGAGACGCGUUUACUACACAAUAAUCAGACAAUCAAAUUCAGUAUGAGAGUAAACACAAGGUAUGUGUUAUGUAUAGUUAGAAAAAAAUACACGGUCGCAGCUGUUUGGUUGCACGUCAUUCCUCGAUGUAUUUUACCAGGGCUGGAAAAUAUCAUUGCCAGUGAGUCUGGGAGGUCAGGCUCAUGUCGGUGAUAUUUUCUCCUAUCGGCAGGUUUAACCUUUUUUCAUGCAGGAUGUACACGUCAUGUUCUGCCGGCGUGUGCCCUACCCCUGCACUUCAAUGAAUAAGCAUGGAAGGGCUAUGGGCCACUCUCUGCCCUCCGGUACCGCUCACCGACACCCCCUUUGGAGAGCGGGGCGGGCUGGAGGUGCAGCGGAUUACCGAGUCGGAAUCGGCCAAGAGCGUCGGAGUACGAUGCGCCCGUGUAGCUGGCUAGCGCGUAGCGUGUCAGACAGCAUCGCUGUCAUGGAUACAUGCAGCAGGCAAGAGGACCAUAAAAUAAUGGCCAAGGAGAACAGGAUCCUUUACACAUUAUGUCUAUGGUUUCUGGCGUUUCGGAAGAUGAUGCAUAUGUAGAAAAAAAACGAAAAAGUAAAAAAAAAAAAACUUGCAUAACUGCUAAUUUCUGAUUUGUCCCAGUACACUGUACUGGUUACUGCAUGACAGUUUGAUUCAAAACCAAGUGCAUAUUGUACAUUUCAUAACGUUUUAUACUAACAUUCAAAAUUAUUAAAACUUUUGAGUUCGUACAUAUCAGAUUUCUACACUUUGUCGUGCUUUAUUUUGUGUUACAGGCAAAAGAGCAUUCAGAUGCAAUUUAAAACUAUAGUAAACUGUUAGUCAUGGAAGUUCUAGUAAUUAUGCAUUUGUUUGUGUUUCCUGAUCCUCCCGAAAAAAAGGCUGUUGAAACCAAUGCUCUCCUCUCCUGUUGCGUUUCAAUCUCUAUUAUGACAUAUUCAAAUUAGCUGUGUGUAAAUGACUCUCUGCUUUCAUAGUUGUGUGAAUUUUAGCCAUAAAAAAGAAUGUAAAUCAAAGGGGGAAUUAUAUAAAAUGGUAUAAUAUAUGAACUAAUGUUAUUUAUGUGAACUUGAGUCAAAUUAAAACUCUGAUCCCAAAUCAA
Messenger RNA from Brienomyrus brachyistius, 4509 nucleotides. It is a transcript of the gene mid2, whose product is annotated as midline 2. Gene Ontology annotation, molecular function: zinc ion binding; protein binding. NCBI's taxonomy places the organism in Eukaryota, Metazoa, Chordata, Actinopteri, Osteoglossiformes, Mormyridae. The transcript is spliced from 11 exons. Bases 267 to 2411 code for a protein of 714 amino acids. The record is from RefSeq and is a predicted model, not a curated record.